This is a messenger RNA of Pelobates cultripes (western spadefoot toad), 150 nucleotides long. The record is from the annotation of a GenBank genome assembly. Lineage: Eukaryota; Metazoa; Chordata; Amphibia; Anura; Pelobatidae.
UUCCAAAGGAGAGUGAAACAUUUGAAGGAAAAACUUGUCCAACCUGCUUAAAAUAUAACUACAAUGAGGAAUGUGUUCCAGAAACUAACAUAGUGUGCAGGCAUAAAGAAGACCUGUGCUCCACCUUUGUGGGUACAAUACUUGGAAAAG